Molecule: messenger RNA, 1569 nt
Organism: Mesorhabditis belari
Lineage: Eukaryota; Metazoa; Nematoda; Chromadorea; Rhabditida; Rhabditidae
Source: the annotation of a GenBank genome assembly
AUGUCGAUCGUGAUAGAAUUGACUCUAGUGGAAUCAGCGAAUCCGGAUGAAGUGAAGGGACUUUUAAGCGAUUUUCUGAAAUCAUCACCACCUAUAUUCAAAUCAAUGAGUAUACGUUACGUACCACUUGAAAGAGAUAAUCCAUCUGAAGAACAUUUUUUCAAUUUGACUGAUUCGGUUGAAGAGUUGGGAUGUACAACUUGUUGCAUGGAAGAUGCCGAAGAACCUAUAAUGAUGUACUUUGAUACAAGUUUGUCUUCACCUAAUCCGAAUGGCAUUCUCUUCAAAGAUCGUUCUUAUACUAAUCAAGAAUCAAACAACACAUUUUAUAUGGAUUGCGAGAAUCAUUCAAACACGAUUGUGAAAGAAGAACUUUUUGCCUCGACUUUUGUGCUGAAAAGAGAGCCAUCGAUGGAUGUAUCUUCAUUGCAACAAUUUUACACAAAGACAACGUCAAAGCGAAAAUCGCUAUUAAAGGAGUUGCCAUUUUUCACCGAACGACCUGAAUUGAUUCAACAAAACGACGUGGGCACUAUUAAAGUGACGGAAAACUGUACCAUGGUCAAUACGACAAACAGCGACAUUCGUUGUGACGUUUCUACCAAUUCAAAAGAUGAGUUCACUCAACCGGCUGAACUGCUUGAAAAAUCAUAUACAAAGAAUGAAAUUGCUAACGUUUCAAACGGAGGACGGGUCGAAUUCGAAAACGAUCCUGAUGAUAAAAUUUCAAACAUUGAUGAUUCGUCAUCCGGUCGAAGUGCUUUAAAUGAGUUCGAAAAGGUUUUUACGGCAAAAGUACAAGAGGAAGAAGGGACUGAGAAGGAUUUGGAGGAUAUCGAUAACAUUUCAAACGGAGCAGUUGAAGAUUCCUCAUUUGAUCGAAGUUCGCUAUAUGAAUCUCAAAAUGAACCCGAAGAAGCCAAUGAGAACGAAGAUGAAAUAAACGAUGAGAAAUCACAAAGUAUUGAGGGAAAUUCUUCGGCGAAAAUAAAUUGGGAUAAUCUCGUCGAUGUGCUGGAGGCUGCAAAGCGAGGAGAAUUAACCGUGAAUGAGAAUAUGGCAAACGAUAGUCUGAUGGAUGCUGAUAUUGAUGACGAAGCUGGUCUUCGAAAUGCGGAGAUUUCAGGAAAUUACAAUUCCACUCUCGAAAUGCUAAAUUUACAUAGUGAGACACCCUAUCGGCAAGGUCGCUAUUGGUGGAAAUUGGUGAAAUGUUCGCAGUGUCCUCAUCUGAAAUUUACUCAGGCGAGGGAAGUUGUAACUCAUAUUCUAACCAAACAUGGUGGACAAGAUGUGCCGAAAAUGUAUAGAUGUCGUUUGUGCUCUCAAACCUCCUUCUACAGACACAACUUGUUAAAAGAACAUCUAAAGACGCAUUCGCUUCGAUUGUCUAGAUACGUGGCUAAUUCUUAUGUUGAAGAGAAAUGGCAUCCGACUACGUUAAUGAAAGCGCUCGAGCUGGCUAAAGAAAGUUUUUCAAAUGUUGCCCAAUCGAUUGAAAGAUACCUCAUAUGGCUUGUACGAAAUGGAAAAUUAGAUCAAGAUGCUAUGAAAGAUCUACGAAAAGAA